UUAUUUGUCAAAAUAUUUUAGAUUUUUUAAAAAACGUAUUUAUUGCUACAAAAGAUCUGCAACAUAAAAAGUCCGAAUUAUCAGAGUGAACGGUGGUACUGUGACACAAAGCUUGUAAGAUUGUAACCUAAUUUCCACAAAGUCAGCUAUGUAAAUAAGCUUAAAUCUCUAUUUACAUUGAAACAAAAAAACUUUGUCUGAUACAGAAUUCAUUCUUAUGUAAAUGAGUAAAUAAGAUAGAUAAUACGACGAUGCGAUUUAUCGAAAUUUAAAGCAGUUAUUGCUGAUUGUUCUUGGUUGAUAAACUAUUGUUGCUGUCGAGACCCUUGUUGGAGUGCUAAAAACUAUGACGAACCGAGUCUGUCCUUUGCUGAAAAACCCCGAGCAAUAUACUCCGGAUCUGCAGGAUUUGGCGAGAAAUGAGCUGGCUAGAAACUAUUGGCUACCCACUCUGGAAAGGACUGUUGGCAAUUUUGUUGAAAAGGCCCAAUCCCUAAACCCGGACAACCCGAAAGCCACUGAACAUGCCAAGCAAUGUUUGCAGAAGUUCCACAACUUGAUAGAGAAAAUAAAAUUGGAGCCCAGGACUUUAGUUCCACUUAGUGUGAGAACACUGCUGGAGUUCAAUGAGGAAAAUUUGAGGGUGCACUUUAAAGAUGCCUGGCAGACUCAAAAAGACACAGAGUCGGAACAGGCUCUUUCGCAGUUUAGCCACAGAAUUAGUGAAAUUGAUUCCAUAAGUGAUUUUCAUGAAAAAUGGGUGGAAUUGGCCAAAGGACUCCUGGCUGGGAAUGUGUUCGAUUGGGGCUCGGCUGCAGUCGCCAAUAUUCUGGACUCAUCUUCAAUUUUUGGCUUAUCACAUGCAAUGGAGACUAUUGAAGCCAGGCCAUGGUUCAUUGAUGAUGUUGAUGUCUUCAUACAAAGAUUAUAUAGUCACAACUUUAAUAGUGCAGUGAUUUUUGUCGACAAUGCGGGAAUGGACUUUAUUCUCGGCAUUUUACCAUUUGUAAGAGAAUUAUUGACUAGGGGCACUAGAGUGAUCCUGAGUGCCAAUUCCUACCCUUCCUUAAACGAUGUUACCUAUAAGGAACUGAAUAGAUAUUGCCGGAGUGCGGCGAAACAAUGCAAUAUUCUGAAAAAUGCAAUCAACAAUGGCCAGUUGUUAACGCUGGAAAAUGGCCAAAAAGGCCCCUGUUUGGAUCUUAAAAAUUUACCUUCAGAACUCUGUGAUUUGAUGGCUGAAUCGGACUUGAUAAUUUUAGAAGGAAUGGGCAGAUCCAUCCACACUAAUCUAAAUACGGAAUUUACGGUCGACAGUCUUCGAAUGGCCGUUCUGAAGAACGAAUGGCUGGCCAAAAGCUUAGGAGCUCAUCAGUUCAGUGUAAUAUUUAAAUAUCAACGCCCAGCAUGAAAGUACCUGACUUAAUUUUGACUAUUUUUUUUAUUCAGUGUUAAAUUAGGGUCGUAUUUGUUAAUUGCAGUAAAUUUUAGUACUAAAUUAUAUUGUAAUAAAGUUGUUUUAAUUAUGAAAA
Dendroctonus ponderosae (mountain pine beetle) is the source of this 1532-nucleotide messenger RNA. Its product is annotated as 4'-phosphopantetheine phosphatase. Lineage: Eukaryota; Metazoa; Arthropoda; Insecta; Coleoptera; Curculionidae. Gene Ontology annotation, cellular component: cytosol; nucleus. Bases 347 to 1411 code for a protein of 354 amino acids. The record is from RefSeq and is a predicted model, not a curated record. Gene Ontology annotation, molecular function: pantothenate kinase activity; ATP binding. The transcript has 4 exons. Gene Ontology annotation, biological process: coenzyme A biosynthetic process.